This is a messenger RNA of Amoebophrya sp. A25, 3613 nucleotides long. The record is from the annotation of a GenBank genome assembly. Lineage: Eukaryota; Dinophyceae; Syndiniales; Amoebophryaceae.
AUGGCCGGGAGGUCCUCCGCAUGUGAUGCUAUAUCUCAGGCAGAAUUGGGUGCUGUGUCGAACUACCGCAAUGUAUUCGGGGAUUCUGAGUCCACUGUUUAUCUCGGGCAGGCACCUGGGCGCAUCGAGAUCCUCGGAAACCACACGGACUACAAUGACGGGUUCGUCCUCUCAGCUGGGGUCCAGAUGCAGUGUCGCGUAGUAGGUGAGUUCCUGGCAGAUCCUGGCCAGGUGUCGAAGAGAGGACUGAAGCCGGAUAGACUGCGAAUCUACUCCGCGUCCUUUCCCGAAACUGGCAUUGCUGAGUGCUCACUGUCAAGUGCGCUGGAGAGCACCGCUAUUAAGGGUUUCCGGAUUACUUACAUCCCGCACUACCAUACCUGGCACUUUUCCUAGUAGAAAAGGGGCCAGGUGGGAUGUGCUGAGGAAUGUAAUUCCGUAACCUCUAACGAUGGCAGUUUUUCCAGCCUAAACCUGCCGUCAUACUGCGUGUACAUCUGCGGCGUCUUAGUCAAUUUCAUGCCACAAGGAUCCGAAAUAUGGAAAAACAAUAUGGCUGUCCUCGUGUGUAACUCCGCAGCUUUGCGUGACCUUAGGAAACACGUAGUGUUGCUAUCCUAAUCAUAGCAGUGACAUUUGCAAUUUCAUUACAUUCAUUUUCAUUACGAGUUUUCUCUUCUCGUAUGAUGGUAAUUGGAAACAAGAGGCAUCACGCCUACAACCGCAAGACCCGCUUUCAUUUCCGUAAAGGACAGUGUCUUGCAGCUUUAUAUCGAAUCCGAAGUUCCGCUUGGUGCCGCAGUGAGCAGUUCAGCAGCACUAGAAGUAGCAACAGCAACCUUCUUGCAGCAGAUAUUUCCGAGUGUAAAAGGUAUAUGAAUUACAUGACAACUCUAGAUCUUUCUAGUUCCAGUCAACACGUCUAGACUAAGUACUAGGCUCAACUCUUCGAGUUCGACUUAGACUUAUGUUCUUAAUCUUAUCAAUUAGAUACUCUACCUAGAUCCAUCUAGCGGUCGCUUCUAGAUGAGAAUUGUCCUCACUCACAGCCAUGGCGCCAUUGGAUGUUAUUUUGUCCUGCAAGCGGGCAGAGAACGAAUACGUAGGCAUGGGGUGCGGCAUAUUAGACCAGUUCUCUUCGCACCAGGCCGUCAAAGACUCGCUCUUACUUCUCGAUUGCAGAUAUCCUAUGGAGAAACUGAAGAAGGUACUAUUGAUGUUAAAAAGUACUUACUAUUUUUUUGGUAGAAGGUCAUGGUCAGAUCCAUCCUGUGCGAACUUCCGCAUGGACAGAAAUAACGAGUACAAGUAGUCGAACACAGAAAAUAGUGGACGAGUCAACAAGGAUGGAUUACUACUGAUGCCUGAAAAGAAGAGCUGGAACAUCAUGUUCAUGUUGGAGUCUUGUUUUACUAUAAAGAAAGCUUGUGAUUGUGAUAUAAAUGAUUCGACGAUAACAAAAAAAAUAUCGACAGGUGGCUGCCGCAGGGCGCUUGUCUUUCGUGUUGGGGAACACCGGCGUUAAGCAUGCGCUGGUCGACGGUCAGUAUGACACAUUAAAACGCCUCUGCUACGAGGCCAGAGACGACAUGAUUGCAGCGAGAAAUAUGGAGUCAGGAAUUCAUGAUUAAGGCUGUAAGGCUCCCCAGACUUCUAAUGAGAAACCAUCACAUGACCACGAUAUGUAUUGUCCUCAUCCUCGACUUCAUCCAUAGCCAGUAAAUCUUCAUGGUUAAGGUGGCAGGUACUUGCUCUUCAUCAUCAACCUCAAGGUCAAAUAUCACAUUUAUACUACGGACAUCCAGGACAUCUUCAAAGAACACAUUCUCACUAAGGGCCGUAAGGCUUUGUCUAGAUGGAUCUUCCUGUCACUCUGUAUUCGAAUAUUAUCAGAAGUUGGUAGUGGGUGUGGGACUCGAGAACAAGAACUAGUUUAAGUUUUCAUAGUCCUUUCUAUGACAUACUCGUCGGUCACAGAGAGGAGUGGCAAGAUCCAGGGCGGACAUCGGUCUCUACUUAAUGGCACGACUUUACUCAAGUCACCGCCUCGGUUAUAUUCGCUGACCCUACCUAGGUCACCCAUCAUCCUCGGAGGCGAGCAUGUGCCCGUGAGGCUCGCUGAGAAGGAUUCACAACCUAACCUAACCUACUAUUAGAGUAGUUUAUAGAACGGAUGUAGGAUGGACUCGGAUGGAUCGGAUGGACCCCCCUGAUUCUUCCGAUCCUACUUGAAAUGGUGGAAAGUCCAUCCGAUCCAUCCCAUCGCGGAUCUGGCACCCCUAUAAACUGCUCUAUACUAUAAAUAUGAGUCGAUCCUUCUAGUAUGUAACUUGAACUUCUGUAACUUUGACAUACUAUAAGUAUGAAUCCUUCUACUUGCUUCUAGUAUGUAACUUUGACAUACUAUAAAUAUGAAUCCUUCUACUUCUAGUAUGUAACUUGAACUUCUCUAACGAUGCUACAACGUAAACGCGAUUCCUGUACACUUGCGAGACUUUUCGUCCAAGGAUUUUGAGGAGUUGAAAGGGUCAAUACGGAGCGACGACGCGCGUCGUCGAGGGCAGCAUGUAAUAGAGGAAAACGAGCGAGUUCUGGUAGCAACAAAGUUGCUUCUAGACGCCAGCAAGGGCGAUGAUAUAGGCUUUUUAUUAAGGGUUUCCGAGGAAUUACAUCCCUCACUUCUACAGUCCUUGGCUCCUGCUCAUCAAGGGAAAAUGUUGGGCCAAGGAUGUUCUGAAGAAUGCAACUCGGCAACCUCUAACUCUACAGGAGUUCGGAGCGUUGAUGUGUGCGAGUCAUGCCUCAUCGAAUUAAGGGCUGGAUGUUGACCUGUCCAGGAGCAUCUUUAUGGCUUCUUCAAGUAGGAAAGCCAUAUUAGAUAUGCGAGCUAGUGAGUGGCCAACUUUCAACUCCUAACUGAUGAAUCUUUUCGGUAACAGCUGUCCGGAGCUAGACCAGAUGGUGGAUUUCGCGAAAGAAUGUCCUGGACAUCUAGGAGCGCGCCUGAUGGGAGGUGGAUUCGGCGGAUGUACGAUCACUCUAGUCAAGCCAGGGUCCGAAGCAGAGUUUUUUAUGGCCUGUCGCGAACAGAGAGUUUUCAACAUGAUGUGUGGCAGUAAAUCCGUACCAAACUAGAAGUAACGAUAUUAGCAUUCGUAGUCGUAUCUAUUGUAGUUACUGGCUCUGGCUUCAUUACAUCGCAAGCGUUAGCGGACAAGUGGAAGGAGAAGUAUGGACGUGAACCCGCGAUCUGUUGCGUAAAACCGGGAAGUGGUGCCAAGGGGAUGACGUUUUAGCAGAAAAUGAGCAGAAAAGACGUUUGUCAAUUGCGAAUGAUCAAUCUAAGAGAUAAUAACAGAAGAAGAAGAUCUCAAAAAACUUUUCAUACGUGUACAGGGCAAGAAGAAAGCCUCAGCUUAAGCAACCAAGCCAACUGAACGGUUGUCGCUUAUAAUUUUCCAAAUCAUGGUUCUCGAAAAUAUGUUGUCGAGGAGAGCUGUUCGCAAAUCUUUUGUGUGUAAGAGGUGGCUUAGAAUCAUUUCUCUCGUCACGCCCAUCACUCCGGAAGAACAAUGAACCAACAAUACUCCAAUGCGCUUCAUCCGGCUGCCAC